AUGCAGAAUGUUUGUGCCAUCGAAAAUGGGCUCCUGGUCAUCGAUAUUACUAAGAUAGCGCCACUGCGCAUCAGUAAAAUCAUCUCGUGCCGAGCACACAACGAUGCAGGAGUCGACGUGAAAACCUAUUCUCUCGACCGUCUUUGUGGGGACGAAGCUCACAUCGUGAGAUUGAAGAGUUCAAACUCAAGCCAAAAGAAAUUUGAGGUCGAAUUCAAGUCGGCGCUGCCGGAGUUGUGCUCGUAUUGGUCCUUCGAGCGGUGCCACGAGUACGCUCAACAUCCGUGCGUCGGCAUCGCGGGGGAAUUCUGGAUCACCAACUCCUCUGGGGCGCAGAGAGGUGCAUCGUGUAGGUCACCGCAGGGAUUCAAGCCGGUCGAGACAAAGUUCUUCGAUAAUCAUGUUUUGUCAAGAGAUGUUACAAUAAACUUUUAUACAUCGUCAUCAACCACAACCGAAGACCCGAAGGUCGAUGCACCAUCGGAGGUAGGAAAUCUACAGGUGCUGCUGCCCUCGGUGACGCUGUUGCUGCUGCUGCUGCCGCUCGGCAUUUGGGUGGCCAAGCAGCCGAGCACAUCACGGCUGCCGAGCUCGCGCGCGGCGCUCUCUAGUGAGACGACGACGACCGCUGACGGCAGCGCGGGACGCAUGCUGGCGCUGGGGGUGGUGAGCUCGUCGGCGUCUGUGGCCCCGACGCUGCUCGUCGAGAAUCCUGGAUACCAGCAGGCAACUUCUGCUCCUGUGCCGGUUAUUCCCAACGAUACGCUGAAGUUCGACCGGCCGCUGGGAGAAGGAGCCUUCGGCGUGGUAUACUUCGGCACCAUGGAUACUCCGCUGCGUGACGCCCCGCUGCCUGUAGCUCUGAAGACGCUGCACGCCGUGGGUGCCAGCGUGCACCAGGAGGUGGAGCGCGAGGCUGCGACACUGAGCAGCCUUAAGCACGACCACAUCGUCACCUUCUACGGCGUGUGCUAUGACUCCUCGCCUAUGGUUAUGGUCUUCGAGUAUAUGGAGCAGGGGGACCUCAACAACUAUCUAAGGGAACACAACGAAGACUCAGGCGUUGCCGACUACUUAACAGCUCCGUUGUCUGUAAUGGAUGACUUGCAAAUUGCCGUGCAAAUUGCUGCCGGCAUGAGUUACCUCGCUUCACAGCAUUUCGUGCAUCGUGACUUGGCGACAAGAAAUUGCCUGGUUGGCAAAAAUCUGCUUGUCAAAAUUGGCGAUUUCGGAAUGUCCAGAGAUAUUUACAUGUCAGAUUACUACACUUUUGGGUGCGAAGCAAUGCUGCCAGUUCGCUGGAUGCCACCAGAGAGCAUCUUAUACCGACGGUUCACAAUAGACAGCGACGUGUGGAGCUUCGGAGUUCUGCUCUGGGAGAUCUUCACUGGCGGCCAACAACCGUGGUAUGGCUACAGCAACCAGGAGGUUAUAACAAAAAUCACAGCUGGUCACGUAUUGCCUUGUCCUGAGAAGUGCCCAGAUGACAUGUACGUCAUCAUGAAGAAAUGCUGGGUGAAAAAUCCGAGCGAGAGGCCGAACAUGUCAGCCUUGCACCAGUCCAUUCUCUCCCUCACUAAACUCGAUAACUGCAUCCACAUCGGCUCGCUCGACUAGACUAAGG
Molecule: messenger RNA, 1624 nt
Organism: Hyalella azteca
Lineage: Eukaryota; Metazoa; Arthropoda; Malacostraca; Amphipoda; Hyalellidae
Product: BDNF/NT-3 growth factors receptor-like
Exons: 11
Coding region: 1-1617 (538 amino acids)
Biological process (GO): positive regulation of kinase activity; cellular response to nerve growth factor stimulus; multicellular organism development
Cellular component (GO): axon; signaling receptor complex
Molecular function (GO): neurotrophin receptor activity; transmembrane receptor protein tyrosine kinase activity; ATP binding
Source: RefSeq, a predicted model, not a curated record